UUAGAUCUGGAUUACAUCUUCGCUACAAACAAAAAAAAAUACUUCAAGAUGUCUUCUGUAAAGCUGAUUGUCGCCCUAGCGAUGGUAGCCUGCGCGGCGGCUGAGUACAACCACUACAACGGCUACAGCGGCUCUGGCGCGCACAUACCCAUUCUGCGGUACGAGAAUGUCAACAACGGAGAUGGCACCUACAGAUACAACUACGAAACAGGCAACGGCAUCGCAGCUCAUGAGAGCGGGGCUCCUCGCGCCCCUGGUCCUGAGGGCCCUGCCGUGACAGCAGAGGGUGGCUUCUCCUACCGCGCCCCUGAUGGUCAGCAGAUCUCCCUGACCUACACUGCUGACGAAAAUGGAUUCCACCCUACCGGCUCCCACAUCCCCACUCCUCCCCCAAUCCCAGAGGCUAUCCUCCGCUCCCUGCAACAGAACAGGCAGUAUUCUUCUUCUAACGAUGGAUACUACAACAGUGGCAGAUACAACCAUGGUGGUUAUUAUUAAGUAGUACUUCUUUCAUAAAGAGGUGUUACAGAUAUUUUGUAAUGGCGGCCGGCGAGUUUCAAAGGACUGAAGAUUUAAUGUAAUAUAUUUAUAUUGUACUAUUUAUACAGCUUUAAAUAAAUGGACGAUGAUUUAAAAA
Messenger RNA from Ostrinia nubilalis (European corn borer), 637 nucleotides. Its product is annotated as pupal cuticle protein 20-like. The transcript is spliced from 4 exons. Gene Ontology annotation, molecular function: structural constituent of chitin-based larval cuticle. Lineage: Eukaryota; Metazoa; Arthropoda; Insecta; Lepidoptera; Crambidae. Gene Ontology annotation, cellular component: chitin-based extracellular matrix. Bases 49 to 498 code for a protein of 149 amino acids. The record is from RefSeq and is a predicted model, not a curated record.